Messenger RNA from Silurus meridionalis, 4812 nucleotides. RefSeq names its product adhesion G-protein coupled receptor D2. Gene Ontology annotation, cellular component: membrane. Gene Ontology annotation, molecular function: G protein-coupled receptor activity. The record is from RefSeq and is a predicted model, not a curated record. Gene Ontology annotation, biological process: cell surface receptor signaling pathway; adenylate cyclase-activating G protein-coupled receptor signaling pathway. The coding region runs from base 101 to 3397 and encodes 1098 amino acids. NCBI's taxonomy places the organism in Eukaryota, Metazoa, Chordata, Actinopteri, Siluriformes, Siluridae. The transcript has 25 exons.
GUUUUCUUCUGCUGUGGUGCAGCUGUGGGAACUUUCCGAGUCUUCCAAACCUCCUCAAAGAAACUUCUAAAACCGUAUUUAUUUCCCACACGGACAAAACAUGUCUUUUAAAAGAAUGCACUUCCUCACACUGCUCUGCUCCAAUAUCAUUGUUUUGAUCCAGCACGGCAUUGGAAAAGCUCUUGCCAUUCAUGUGGAAAUCCAAAAUAUAUGGCCGGAUGAGGACGUUUAUUACGAGUAUCGGCCAGCCAGAGUAACCUGGGAUGCCGUCAACCAGUUGUGCAUCCAGAGGUCAGGAUCCCUGGCAGUCAUACCUGGCGCUGAAGAGAAACGAAACUUGACUAGAUUUCUGCAGUCCUUGAACAUUUCAGAGCCCGUGUGGAUUGCAAGGAGUCCAGAAAAAAAUGGUACUUUAGUCCUGAAAUUCCGGGGUGGAAGCGAACUUCAGUCGGCUCGUUUGCUGCACAAGUUCUCCAACAUGAGCGCCGUGACCAUCUGCGCUCGCCUACAAUUCAGUCCCGCUUGCCACGGGCCUUCCACUGUGAUUUCUUAUUCCACAGGCUCCUUCGUUAAUGAGUUCCAGCUCCGAGCCUGGGUCAAGCCAAACCAACCGGUUAAGCUCGCUCUGAUGGUGCACGGAGAACACAGCCCCUAUCGUCCGGCCUUCGCCAAGGAUGCCUCCUGGCACUCCGCGUGCGUGAGCUGGACAGGAAACGAUGGCAUGUGGACAAUGUCAGCGGACGGCAAUGAAAUUCUAAGCGGUAUUAAUCUGUACCAAUCGGGCUCCAUCGGGGGCGGCGGGAUUUUCAUCAUAGGUCAAGAGCAAGACGCGUUCGGGCGCGUGCGCAAAAACAGCGAAGCCUUCUGUGGCGGCGUUACUCAGCUGCACAUGUGGAAUCGGGUCCUGGAUGCCAGCGAGAUCCAAACCAUGGAAAAGAACUGUACAUAUGUUCCUUCCGGUUUGCUUUUCAAAUGGGGCACUUCUGGGAUGGAAAUGACACCCUCUCUGCAGACUCACUGGGGCUACAUCGAAUGUGAAGAACAUUCCCAGAUGCCAAAGAAUGAGAUGUGUGUAAGUUUUCACCCUGGAAGUGGAGAUUGGACCUUGGAUGAUUGUGAUACAAAAAGAGGAGGUGUUUGUCAAUUUAAUAAAGUUCCCGUUUUGAGCACAGAGCUUGUGGAUGACAUCGGCAUAUCCAGUUUUCCCAAAUCGCCAUUUUUUACAAAAAUCCGCAACGAUCUUCAUGCCAACCCUGAGUUAGAAAACCAUAAUUCAUCAUCAACGGCAGAACACGAGCUGCACUGGCUGAGUUCGCUCGCUCAGUCUGUCCUGAAGGCUAUCGAGACUGAUCCUGACAUCAUCACACCUUUAGACAUGCAGCAGCUCACUCAAACCAUUGAGCAUGCGGCAGCUGCUCAAGUUAAUAAGACAUCGGUCCCUUCUGAAAUUCUUAGGUCCAUGGUUUCCAGCUACCUGAUCCUAGCCAGUGGGCUUAUUGAUCCUGCCUUGUCCAAGCAAUGGUUGGAUAUGAAGCCAUUAGGUAUUAACCUUAGACCAUUUACGGUUGUCGAGAGUAUUGAAAAAAUACUGUGGGCGCUGGCUGAUUCAAUUUUCCCAGACAAGAAAAGCUUUGCACUUUUAACAAAAAACAUAGAUGUUCACAUGGAGCCACGGACAUUAUCUCAUGCAAACUACGAAAGCAUGUACAAACCCUCAAUGCAACAGAAUCACUCCAGCAGCCCCGAGGAAAUGCUCAUAUCUGAGACUGAAAUCCAGAGGCUCCAUUUUCUAGGUCACAAGAAUGUGAUGUUCAUCCAUGCCUACUACAGCAAUAUGAUGGAGGUGCUCUCCCAAAAUGAAUUUGAAGCAUUUACAGACAAGCACACAGCAAGUGGACAAUACGUGUUUGGUCACCUGGCUACAGCAGUGAUUUCAGCCACGGUGCGAGAUGUCGCAAGGGAAGAGAACAUUCCGGUGUCUGUGCAGUAUACUUUGUCUACUGUAAAAGUGGUGGAGUCUUCUAAACAGCCCACACCUUUGUGUAUUUUCUGGAAUGUCAGUGCAGAAACCUCAGAUGUGAGUGAUUGGUCAGACAAAGGCUGUAGAGUGUUGCACUCUGGACCAAAUAGCACGUCCUGCCUUUGCAACCACACCACCAACUUUGCCAUCCUUAUGAAUUACCUGGAAGCGAGGUGGAGUGAAGAGGAGGAGAUGGUCCUGACCAAGCUGACGUUUAUAGGAUCAGGAGCAUCACUCUGUGCUCUUGUAGUGACCUUGAUGCUGCUUACCAUGCUAGAUAUUCCAAAAUCGGAGAGGACGUCCAUUCACAAGAAUCUCGCCAUCUCUCUGACUUUUGCACAAAUAGUCCUUCUGUGCAGUGGCUCUGCGAUUCAUAACAAGGUGGCCUGCACGAUGGUCGCAGCUCUGCUCCAUCUGUUCUUCAUGGCAGCGUUUAGCUGGAUGUUAGUGGAGGGAUUGCUGCUCUGGAGCAAAGUGGUGACCGUUAACCUGAGCGAAGAUCGCCAUAUGAAAUACUACUACCUGAUUGGCUGGGGUCUGCCUGUCCUGAUAGUCGCCAUUACUUUGGCUUCAGCCUCUGGAAGCUACUCAGCAGAUGAGUACUGCUGGCUCAGUGUACACAAUGGCGUCAUAUGGGGUUUUGUUGGUCCGGUCAUCUUCAUCAUUAUGGUAAACAUCAUGGUACUGACCCGUGUGGUUAUGAUUACCAUCUCCACAGCCAAGAGAAGAUCUCUGAUGAUGGCAGACAGCACUAGUUCCAUCGAACAGGUGUCUGAACAGAUACGGGCGGCGGUAAAAGCAGUGCUGGUUUUGCUGCCAAUUUUAGGCCUGACCUGGCUUUGUGGACUUCUUGUGCCUUUCUCCAUCAUCAUGGCCUACCUUUUCAUCCUCCUCAACUCACUACAGGGUCUCUUUAUCUUUUUGAUAUAUGGCGUGUACAACACAGAGAUACGCAGCACAGUCAACAGGAUGAAGGAACGGAGGAAAGCCCAGAACUUUUCAAACUGUAGCAGCUCCAGACCAUCCAGCUCCACAACUAACUCUCAGCGUGGCAGCUCCCCAGUGCCGGGCGAUUUGGGUUGGCACGAUAGCGGUGCCGAUCAGCCGGGAAGCUUCUCCAUGUCCAGCGAAUGUGGAAGUCUGAGCUACAACGGCGAGAGGCAUUUCUCCAUCCCUUGUGUCCGUGACAGCCUGAAAGAAGAUCUCAGCUGUCUGGCUUGUGGCACUCACACCACUCACACGACUAGGCAGGAUAACAGGAUCCACUCUGGCGACAGAAAAGCAGAGUCAUGCAGUCUUCAUGUUCCCAUGGGCUCUGAGCGGCACUCGUGCUACGUGUUUAACUCGUAUCCAAAGCAGCGCAGCAGCGAGUUUUAGCUGCAACUCCGAUUCUUCACAUCUUCUUCAUAUAGAUCUCAGAUAAAAUGUGACUUGUUUGUUUCAUUCUCAUUCUUUUUUUAAAUCUGUGAUCACUGCGUGUAAACAUUAAUACAUUUCUUUUUAAGCUCUUAUAUUUACAAUAGAUAUAAAAAUGUAAAAUCGCAGGUAUUUUGUGGUUAAAAAAUUGAUCAGAUUUUCUUCUCCAUGAAACAAAAUUCAGGUGAAGCAUUUAAUGUUCAAGGCAGCGUUGAGAAUCAACCAGUCCCCUUCAAACUCAUGCUCAAAAGUAAUUACUUCUAGGGAAGUGCAGUUCAGGCUUAUGAUCAGAAGGUUCUAUCUGCCGCAUGUGGGCCCUUGAGCAAGGCUCUCAACCCUCAACUGCUCACUUGUACAAAUAAGAUCACUGUAAGACGCUUUGGAUGAAGGGAAUAAUACACGUCAUCUCAUAAACGAAUUCUGAUCAGCCCUGGAAAAGGCUGCUGAGACCUACAGCAACAUUGAGCUGCAGGAAUACUGAGCAAAUCCUGUUCUGAAAUAAUGGGCAAAAAGACACACAAAAGAAAGGGGAAAAAAAGAGGCAACACCUCACCUAAAGUGCACAAUAUCCACGGUGAAGCAUGGUGGUGGAAGCUUCAUGGCAGGACUCAGGACAAAGAUAGUUGUCAGGGAUAGUUCCGAAGACCAGUCAGAAAGAAGUUCACCACAAUAACAGCCCAAUGCACACGAGAUCAAAAGGAAUGGUUUAGAAGAAGAUAACAUUUUGAAAUGGAAAGCCAGAGCUCAGAUUUUUUUUUUUUUUUUUUUUAAGACAAUCAAGGUGAAAAAAAAAGAUUUCUAUUCCAUCACAAAAACCUGCCACUGUGUAGACCUUGUACUGUAUUCAUCCUACAACUGUUACUAUUUUUUUAACACUAUAUGGACAAACGUUUGUGGACACCUGACCAUAAGAUUCAUUCUUUUUAGGCAUCUACUUCCAAAUGUAUUCCCCAGUUUAGUGCUGUUAUAAUAACCUCUGCUCUUUUGUGAAGAUCUCGAUUUUAUUCCAGUUGUGUUUGUAAAAUUUUUUUAACCCAUUAAUCCACAAGGGUGUGAUUCAGAUGUGCAGUAGAAGAAGGCGAGAAGAUUUUGGUGGUGCACUCAGUUCAUCGCAAAGGAUUUCAAUCUGAUUGAGGUCAGAGCUCUAUAGCAGGCCACUCAAGAUCUUCCACAUCUUCCAUGUCGCUGGCUUUGUUCAUAUUGUCACAGGCUCAGGUCUCCUAGCUCAAGUGAACGGAAAAUUCAACACUACGAUUUUAAAAGACGUCCAAUUCAAUUGUGUCCCUCCAGCUAUUGGUGUCCCAAUACUUUUGUCCAUAUACUGUGAUUUCGUUUCCAAGAACACUGGCAUUUAAUAAAGCCCUAUAACCCAGAAA